Molecule: messenger RNA, 507 nt
Organism: Durusdinium trenchii
Lineage: Eukaryota; Dinophyceae; Suessiales; Symbiodiniaceae
Source: the annotation of a GenBank genome assembly
AUGGGUGAUGCCGACACACUUCCCGCAGGCAUUGCUUUCACUUGCCGCAAGGGCUUAAAGCCAGACACUCCGAAUCAAGAUACCUGGUGUGCCCUGAAGAUGGACACCUUCUCCAUCUUCGCCGUCUUCGAUGGUCAUGGCCCAAAUGGACACGAGAUCUCCCAUUUCGUGAAGGACACGAGAUCUCCGCAAGCCAAAGACUCGCGCUUCCCUGGGCUGAAUAUGUCCCGUUCUUUGGGAGAUACGUUAGGUCACGCAGAGUGUGGCAUCACUUGUGAGCCAGAGAUCACCAGGCUUGACAUUGAUACGAGCUCCAAGCAGAUGUUGCUGAUCUGUAGCGACGGGGUUUGGGAGUUCAUCUCUGCUCAAGAGGCCGUGGAGAUUGUUGGCAUGCGCCCACCUGAAUUGUGUGACGAAGCUGUGAGCCUGCUUGCAAAAGAAUCCUGGGAUCGCUGCUUGGUCCAUAGAGAAAACAUGAAAGAAAACGAAACGUUUCAGAAAACAUGA